CAUUGCCAUUGAAUUGCAUACGGCGUACUCGCAACCAAGUGGCAAUAAGAACAACCCUUUGCCAACUCACGCGGAAGCAAUCAGGUUCUGGAAGUCCCCAGCUGCAAUCUUGUGAAUUAACCGGACCUCAAGGAAGACACCAGAGAUUUCUUGGUGCCAAUCCAAGGAGGCGGCCCCACCUCAGCAGCACAGCAAAACAACGUAAGGUUCAGAAAUCCAUCUUCCCGUCACUUCUACGGGUUCUUUUCCUUUUCUUCCACUAGGAUGCCCGUCCUAGUGGCUGCUACGAGUAGAUGGGGAGGAGUUAGCCGGAGAAAAAGAAUUGCUGCGCGGGGUUCUUGAUUGUCAACUUGGCAGCCGUGGGCACGAAGGAGGGCAGCAUUCCGAUAUGCGUAAUGGGACACUCUGAGUUCGCCUUGCUCCGGGCCCUACUCCACUUUUACGCGCCUACAAGGAACUGAUCCGUUCCGCUGAAGCCUACCCGGAUCGUCCUCUUCGGGAUGGCAGCUGAGGAUCCUGCUGUGUUCACCUCGAGCACCCUGCCCUCUGACCCCCGACUCCUGGCAACUGUGACCAAUGCCUAUUUGGGCACCCGUGUCUACAGGGACAUCCUCCAUGCCAAUGGGGUGUAUAACGGAGCAGCUGGGGACACGCAUCGUGCGGAUAUCCCCAGUCCUGUCAACGUCCGAAUGAGCGUGUCAGCUGAGGGCAGCCUGAGCGAGACUUUCUCCCUGGACACAAGAAGGGGAACCUAUAUCCAUACAAUCCAGUCCUCUCAUUACACAGUCACACACAGGAUCUAUGCCCAUCACUCCCUUGUCCACCUUCUGGCCUUCAGCAUAACCAUCCAGAAGUCAGCUCUUCAAACUGAGCCUGUCACCGUGAACCUCCAUACCCAAUUCACACCAAAGAGUCCAGACUUGGACUUGCAUAGAGGGGCAGAUUUCGAGGGAGCUCACUAUCUCUAUGGAAAGACCUUGAUUCCAGAAGUGGAGGGUGGUCCUAAGCCCACUAUACAUCUGAUCUGGACACCAGUGCCCCAGUCAGUGACCCUGUCUGGGGAUGAGACAGAGAAGACCUGGGAGUUUCUCACAGCCAUAGCCAAGAGUGAAGAGGAUGUGAAAAAGUACUUUCAUGAAGGAAAGUCACUGAUUGCUUCUGGCUUCCUGUAUGAAUAUCACACCCAGGCGUGGGCAAAGACCUGGCAAGGAUGCUGUGUCUAUGUUGAUGGGCCUCUUUCAUUGAGUCAGGCUAUUUAUGGGUGCCUCUAUUACCUGCUAAGUGCGUCUCCUCCCAUAGGUUCUUACGACUUUCAGUUUUCUGGAAUCAGCCCUGGAGGUCUAUCGAAUGGCACACAGAAUGAAGAUUACUGGGGUCAUGUCUUCUGGGAUCAGGAUAUCUGGAUGUUCCCGAACAUCUUACUUUUCUAUCCAGACAUAGCUUGUGCUAUCCUAAAAUAUAGAAUCCAAACACUAGGGGGAGCCCUGCACAAUGCACAGGUGCAAGGAUACAAGGGUGGAAAAUUCCCUUGGGAAAGUGCAGCAACAGGCCAGGAGGUCUGCCCUGAAAAAAUUUAUGGUGACCAGGAAAUCCACAUCAAUGGCGAUGUUGUGCUGGCCUUUGAGCAGUAUUAUCAUAUCACACAGGACCUGAAGCUGUUCCAGGAAGGAGGCUGGGAUGUGGUGCAUGCUGUUGCUCAGUACUGGUGCAGCCGAGUGAAGUGGAACCCAGAAGAGCAGAACUACCAUAUUAAUGGUGUGAUGCCCCCAGAUGAAUAUCAUCAGGAUGUAGAUAACUCUGUUUAUACCAACGUCAUUGCCCAGAGGAGCUUGAAUUUUGCCAUUGAUUUGGGCUCCCAAUUGUGCAUUCCCAUCCCUGAAGAGUGGAAGGAGGUUAGGAAAAAAAUCAAGGUACCAUUUGAUAAAACCCGAAGAUUCCACCCAGAGUACGAUGGUUACUGUCCAGGUGAGCAGGUGAAACAAGCUGAUGUUGUCUUGCUUGGAUUCCCUCUCCUUCAUCCCAUGGAUUCUGAAGUGAGAAGAAAUGACCUGAAUAUGUAUGAACCCGUGACUGAUCCUACAGGGCCAGCCAUGACCUGGAGCAUGUUUGCUGUUGGUUGGCUGGAGCUGAAGGAGCCUGAAAGAGCACAACAUCAGCUGAGCAAAUGUUUCAGCAAUAUUACUGAACCAUUCAAGAUAUGGGUGGAGAACUCUGAUGGAUCAGGAGCAGUCAACUUCUUGACCGGGAUGGGUGGAUUCCUCCAAGCCAUCCUUUUUGGAUACACUGGAUUCAGGAUCACCAAAAACUGUUUGAAUUUUGACCCUGUUUGCCCUGAUGACACAACAAAGCUGAAGAUCACUGGAGUGUGUUACCUGGGAAGCAAAUUGAGUUUCACUAUCACCAAAGAAGAUGUUACCAUUGAAGUGACUUGGUCCUCCUCUGAACCACAGUCCUCCAGUCUAGAGGCUGUGCUGGCAGCAACACAGCACCACUUUCCCUUACAAGAAGGACAGAGUGUUACCUUCCCUACAGCUGCUGGCUGGAUCCAGAAAGCACCUGUUGAAACAGUUUAAGCCCAACAUGUUUUACUUUCAUUACAAGUAUAGAAAACACCCAACCACAGAAGCCUGGCACAGAACAGCAACCUUUUUGCUAAAUAUGAAAGAGUGCUGUGUCUAUAAGCAAUCUGAUCAAGUAGGAGUUGAUUUGAAAUCUGACCACUCUUACCACAUCUGCCCUGUGGCUUCUUUAUUGACCAGUGAGUAGGUGUUUGAAACUGAAUUGGGGAAAACAGGAAGGAAAUAAGUUUCCUUUUAAGGACGAAGAAGUAGUACCAGAAGCGCAAGAAAAAUAUCUAAUCCACAGGUGUCAAACUUGCGGCCCUCCAGAUCAUACUGGCAGGGGAUGAAGGGAACUGUAGUCCAUAACAUCUGGAGGGCCACGAGUCUGACACCUAUGAUUCUAAUCUAAUUUUCUAACAAUGCAUAAUUGGCUACGGGUUUGAAUAAAAAGAUAAUUAGAUUCUGGUGAGGUCUGACUAAUUCGGAUCCUGGUUGGCAUUGGGUAAUUACCUGAUACGAGAGCCAUUUCUUUAUAACUUUACCUUCAAGCACUGGCGUAAUGCCCAUUGGGCAAGGUGGGCAGCUGCCCAGGGCAUCACCUUGUGGGGGGCAUCAAAAUGCUGGGUUCGUUUUGGGGUAUUUUAGUGGUUUUCCAUUUUUGGCCUG
Sphaerodactylus townsendi is the source of this 3227-nucleotide messenger RNA. RefSeq names its product protein-glucosylgalactosylhydroxylysine glucosidase (gene PGGHG). Gene Ontology annotation, biological process: carbohydrate metabolic process. The coding region runs from base 501 to 2573 and encodes 690 amino acids. The record is from RefSeq and is a predicted model, not a curated record. The transcript has 14 exons. Gene Ontology annotation, molecular function: catalytic activity. NCBI's taxonomy places the organism in Eukaryota, Metazoa, Chordata, Lepidosauria, Squamata, Sphaerodactylidae.